AUGUUCACUUACUCUACGUUUUUACGGAGUGUUAGCGUAGGCCAAGCAUGUAGACUUAUGGGUUUCGCCGCUCCACCAAUUGAACGGCGGGUGCUUAGAAGGCGUUACGUGGAACUCGUGAAGAAACACCAUCCGGAUAACAAUGGUCCGGAGUCAUCUGCAGAGGUAAUGGCGAACAUAACCGCCGCAUACAAAACCCUCCAAUGCCUUGCUGGAAAACAAAAGGAGGCAAUGAAGGGCAAUAAUGUUGACCGAAGUGACACCCCUUCAACUGGAGGCGGUGGCAGGGAGGAAAUGGAGGCGGUAGCUGCUUCGUUUGUUGUACCUGGCACUCCACUCAGCAUGGCAAAUUGGGAUCUGCCGUGGCAACGCGGUAAGACAACAACACAAAAACGGAAGCAAGAAAAAGAUGAGCAGCAACUGCGUGAGGGGUCGACUUCUCUGUUUGAGUACGUGGCGUUAGCUCGAGCCCUGGAGAAACGGCGGGGAGCCCAGGCGGAGCGCAUCGCAGCGGCGUUAAGAUCAUCGGAGGGCUCACACGGCUUUGGAUCGGGGUAUUUUGAGCAGUUGCACCUUCAGCAGCGGCGCGAUUCCCCGUGGGUGGUCAAGAGGAAACCCCUUUUCAUUUUAGUGUGUGCUUAUUAUCGACUUCGUUUAGUUUCUGCGUGGUGGCGGUGGCUUGCGGGGCUGCGCUACGUUGUGAUGGGCCGAUGA
Trypanosoma brucei brucei TREU927 is the source of this 714-nucleotide messenger RNA. Its product is annotated as chaperone protein DNAJ, putative. Lineage: Eukaryota; Euglenozoa; Kinetoplastea; Trypanosomatida; Trypanosomatidae. The transcript has a single exon. The coding region runs from base 1 to 714 and encodes 237 amino acids. The record is from RefSeq and is a predicted model, not a curated record.